AUGAUUCCGCAUAAAAUCAAGAGAGGAGCAGCUGCCCUGGCGAGGUUGAAGGUGUACGAGGGAGUACCUCCGCCUUAUGAUAAAACCAAGAGGAUGGUUAUCCCUGAUGCUCUCAAGGUUUUGAGGCUCCAGGCUGGUCACAAGUACUGUUUGCUGGGUCGGCUAUCGUCUGAAGUUGGGUGGAACUACGCUGAUACAAUCAGGGAGCUAGAGGCUAAGAGAAAGAAGAGGGACUUGGCGGAGGAAUUGAAGCUCGCCGCACGCUCACGGAACCCACCAUCAUCGCCCGUGGAUCUUCAUCGUCAAGAGCUCU
Coffea eugenioides is the source of this 313-nucleotide messenger RNA. Its product is annotated as 60S ribosomal protein L13a-2-like. The transcript has a single exon. Gene Ontology annotation, biological process: negative regulation of translation; translation. The annotation marks the transcript as partial. Gene Ontology annotation, molecular function: mRNA binding; structural constituent of ribosome. Gene Ontology annotation, cellular component: cytosolic large ribosomal subunit; ribosome. The record is from RefSeq and is a predicted model, not a curated record. Lineage: Eukaryota; Viridiplantae; Streptophyta; Magnoliopsida; Gentianales; Rubiaceae.